UCAGCUAAAGCAAGUAAUUUAGUUGGCACAUAAGCAGCUUGAUCAGUCCCAUUCCAACACCCAACGAUCAACAAUGAAGUUCUGGCUGGGAAUUACUUUGGCUCUUUUGGCUUUAGCUCAAAGCAAUGGAAGUAUCUUUGAGAGGACCUUCAAGCGUCUUCACGAAGAGCCCGAACAGCCUGCCACUCAGAACCGAGCUGAUAUAGUGCAGACCCUGUGGAUUGAGCAGAAACUGGAUCACUUUGAUGCCUCAGAGACACGCACUUGGCAAAUGCGUUAUAUGCUCAAUGAUGCUCUUUAUAAAUCUGGUGGACCUCUAUUUAUUUAUCUGGGCGGAGAAUGGGAGAUCUCUUCGGGAAGAAUAACCGGUGGCCACAUUUAUGACAUGGCUAAGGAGCACAAUGGUCUUUUGGCCUACACAGAACAUCGCUAUUACGGACAGAGCAAACCCCUUCCUGAUCUUUCCAAUGAGAACAUCAAGUAUCUUACUGUUAAUCAGUCCUUGGCUGAUCUUGCUUACUUUAUCGAUACCAUCAAAUCGACCCAUGAAGGUCUUGCCGACUCCAAGGUCAUAAUUGUGGGUGGCUCCUACUCUGCUACCAUGGUAACCUGGUUCAAGAAGGUCUACCCCGACAAGGUGGCCGGCGGUUGGGCCUCCAGUGCGCCACUCUUGGCCAAGCUCAACUUUGUUGAGUACAAGGAAGUCACUGGACAAUCCAUCGAACAGAUGGGUGGUUCUGAUUGUUAUAAACGUAUUGAGAAUGGCAUUGCCGAGAUGGAAACCAUGUUUGCAACCAAACGAGGCGCUGAGGUUAAGUCCCUGCUCAAGCUCUGCGAACCCUUUGAUGUCUAUAGCGAUCUUGAUAUCUGGACCUUGUUCAGCGAGAUUUCCGACAUCUUUGCGGGAGUGGUGCAGACUCAUAAUGCUGGUCAAAUCGAAGGUGUUUGCCAGAAGAUUAUGUCAGGAUCGAAUGAUCUCACAGGCGUUGCCGGCUAUUUGUUAGAUGUUUUCGAUGAGAGCGGUGCAAAGUGCUACGACCUGAGCUAUGAUGCUAUCAUUGGAGUGCUUCUUAACACCGCCUACACGGGCAAUAUCAUGCGCCAGUGGAUUUUCCAGACUUGCAAUGAGUUCGGUUGGUACCAGACAUCUGGUUCCAGCGCCCAGCCUUUUGGCACCAAGUUCCCUGUCACCUUGUACACCACCAUGUGUGCUGAUAUUUAUGGCUCUCAGUAUAGCAACGCGUUUACCACCAACCAGAUCAGCACCACCAAUGCGUACUUUGGUGGAUUGUCUCCGGGUGUGGAAAAUGUUUACCUAACCCAUGGACAAUUGGAUCCCUGGAGGGCCAUGGGAAUUCAGGAUGCAGAUCAGGCAACCGUCAUUCCAGAGUAUGCUCACUGCAAGGACUUCAAUUCGAUCAGCUCCAGUGACACGGCUGAGAUGAAGGCCUCAAAGGAACGCAUUGCCGAAUUGGUUCGCGAAUGGGUUAAAUAACCUGAGAUAAUCGAUUUGUUAAUGGGAAAUUCUGUUAAUAUGUACACUUCCUACAUACUGCUUAUAUACAUUGACUAAAGCGAGAUAAUCGACGAUAAGAUUUAAACGAAAAUCUAAUCAAUAUGUGUUACAAUUCAACCGAUUAGUGAUUGUUUGUUUCGAUAUGUCAAGAAUUGGCACACACCUUUUUUUCUUAGAAAUAAAUAUUUAAUGAAGACAGAA
Drosophila serrata is the source of this 1717-nucleotide messenger RNA. RefSeq names its product putative serine protease K12H4.7. Gene Ontology annotation, molecular function: serine-type exopeptidase activity; dipeptidyl-peptidase activity. NCBI's taxonomy places the organism in Eukaryota, Metazoa, Arthropoda, Insecta, Diptera, Drosophilidae. The record is from RefSeq and is a predicted model, not a curated record. Gene Ontology annotation, biological process: proteolysis.